UGAGUAACACAUAAGAAGAAUAACAAUAAAUAAGUUUCGCAGUGUCAUUUGAAUGGUUGAUAGAAAAUGUUCAAUUGUACAAUGACUAUUGUAUGUGCCAAUAAUUAAUGCACAUCUUAUCUUUAUUCUCUAUCUAGAGAAUAACACUAAGAGCGGCUAGUCAUUAUCUGUCUAGACGAAUGUACAUUACUAACAACAAUGGCCAUGCAUUCACUCUCUCAAUUAUUUACUCAUGCCUUCUUUUUCCAUUUUUCCUCACUUUCUCUCUUCUCUCUUCGCGAACAUAUAUAAGGAGAGAAAAGAAAAGAAUAGACGGACAUUGUUGUACUACUGUGUGAAAUAGUAACAUAUACUCAAUACUACUCUGAUAGUAACUCAAGAAGCUAUAACUCAAGUUUAUUUGGUUACAAUAUACUUUAAUAUAUUUAACUCGAAACGAACGUGUGUUAAUUGAAUUUCAAGAAUUUAUGUUUGUUUACGAUGACGCAUGGUGAUGAUAUGAAUUAGACAAAAGUUCGUCAAUUGAUUGAAAAAAAGGAAUGCGUUUUGAUUAUAAAUGCUAAAGAUUCAUCAUCAUCAACAGUAUGGAAUGAAUUAAGAUUAAUUGCUCAUAAAUCUACUCCAACUAUUCCUCUUAUUGGAUGGGCUGCUUGUUCUUAUUGCAGUCGACCAUUCAGAAGUCACUCAGCUGCUGAUGUCAAUGGAAAACGAAAAAAUGAUGGGGUCACAUCAGCAUUAAAACAUCUUGAUCAAUGUAGUUUGAGGAAAAAAGAAAUGGCAGUUAAACGUAAACGACAAUUAGAUGAUGAAAAUGGUGAUAAUCCUGAUCAAUCACAAUGGUCUUCAUCGUCAUCCCCAACAGUUAAUAAAACAUUAUCAAAAUUUCUUUAUAAUAAAUCAACAUUACCAAAAACUUGGCAAAAUCGUAUCAAAGAAUCAGAAUGUAUGAAUUCAUUUCAGUCUGUUGAAAAUGAUGGUCUUCUUGAAUUAGCACAAACAUGUAUUGAUGUUGGUGCAACAUUUGGACGUGUUAAUGCACAUGAUAUUUGGUAUGGACGACGCUCUAUUCAAAAUGAAUGUGAAUUAAAAUUUCAUCAACAUCGAGAAGAUAUUAAAUCAAUUAUUCAACCUUACAUCAAUGAUCGAACUGCUUCAUCUACGAUUGAUUUAUGGAGAGACGAUAUUAUACAACGAUAUUAUUUAGAUUUUACUAUUUUCUAUUUGAAUGAACAUUGGCACUUGAAACAUAGUAUUCUUCGUUGUAAAUAUUUUGAUGAACAAUCUAAAACUGCAAUUAAUAUCUGGUUUUCGAUAAUUCUAUAA
Messenger RNA from Rotaria sp. Silwood2, 1323 nucleotides. NCBI's taxonomy places the organism in Eukaryota, Metazoa, Rotifera, Eurotatoria, Philodinida, Philodinidae. The record is from the annotation of a GenBank genome assembly.